Paramecium tetraurelia is the source of this 384-nucleotide messenger RNA. RefSeq lists its product as uncharacterized. The record is from RefSeq and is a predicted model, not a curated record. The transcript has 3 exons. Lineage: Eukaryota; Ciliophora; Oligohymenophorea; Peniculida; Parameciidae.
AUGCAUAACUAAAUUAAGACUAAGUACAAUCUUGAUAGAUAGAAUUUAUAUUUUGCAGAUAACAAAAUCAGCUUGGCCUUUAGUUAAUAUGAAAGGAUGAGACCAUUUGGAUUAAAAUAACAUGUUGAAUUUGAUAGUGACUACGAUGAUCCUCCAACGAAAAUGAUCGAUAUCACAAAACUACCUAAUGGAUAGUUCAAAGAUAGAAGGUACAUGCACAAUGAUGAGUCAUUUUUUGUAUAAAUGGGUGGAAAGAAUAGAGAAUUAAUUGCCUAGAAAAUCAGAUCGAGACUAGAAAGUAGAUAGAGUCCUGUGACGCAUAGGGGUAAUUGGUGUUUCUCUUAUGAUUAAAGCUAGAAAGUCCUAUUUAUGAUCAAAGGAUGA